Molecule: messenger RNA, 1374 nt
Organism: Cydia splendana
Lineage: Eukaryota; Metazoa; Arthropoda; Insecta; Lepidoptera; Tortricidae
Exons: 11
Coding region: 1-1368 (455 amino acids)
Source: RefSeq, a predicted model, not a curated record
AUGGCAAAAAAAUCACUGCAUUGUUUUUCUGUUUCAGUAAACGUGAACAUAUCCAUUUGCAUGAUAAGGGACUUGUCUAUUUGUCAAGAUGACUUUACGUUGAAGCCACCCGACGGUCUUCUGAAAGAAAAUACUUUCUCAUGGCUAGGUUACCUGCAGUACGUUCACGUAAUGACGGGUUUAUUAAACCCAAGCAAGGCGCCUCGGAUCGUGUUGAUACAUCGGCAAUUCGUCGUGGGCACCGCGGCAGACUUUUUUCGCUUGCCAAAGAACUACAAAAUAGGUAACGUCGUGUUCGGCGACUACGAGCGUGACGAGAAAGACUGCCAGAUGACGCUGAUGCAGCUGAAAAUGGGCGAGAAGUGCCCGCGAGCCUACCUCGAGGUCCCGGUCAGCGAAGUUACGGCACACCCGGAGUUCUCCAGAUUUGGAGUCGGAAAUAGUAUGGCCGUCGGUAAACUCAUCCGCCCUGUGCAAUCAGAAUACUCUAUCCCAAUUUGCCUGCCGUCAUACGCUGAACGUCAGAGAAAACGCGGAAACAAAAUCGUAAUGUUAAUCGAUUAUAUCAGCACUGUACCGAGAGACUUUGACCAAGAGAGAAUGGGAAAGAAAACUUUGAAAUUAUACACACACAAAGAAUGUCGCCGACAUCGAAAGAAAGCGAAUUUAGGUAGCGAAGGCGCAACGCACGUCCUAUGCACAUCAGGGUGCGGCGUGCGGCCUGGUGCGCCCAUCGCCUCGCACAGCCCCGACGGCGAGUUCGAACUCAUAGGGCUCUCCGCGGGCUACGCGCCCUGCACCCGCCGCGGCAUGCGCCAACGGCUCAACGACGACCCGCCCAUCUACAUCGACGUGUUCCCUUACGUCACCUGGAUUGUAAAUAUUUUAGCAGCGCACGUCAUACCGAAACCGUAUCCGAGCAAUUUUAAACUAGUCGAUGGAAGAUCAGGUCUGAGCGUGCACAAAAGCGGCUACCUCCGGAAAAGAAGAGAACAGCAGAAGGGUUGGCGCGCCCGUACCUACCUGCACGGCAAUUUCUGCUUUAAGUCGAAGAGGGUUCAGGAGCGCCAAGCUCACUUUUUCUAUUCAGAAAAGUUUGCCGUGCACGCUGAUCCACCAGCCAAGCUACAUGUAUUGAUGAAACUUUCAGCAGGAGUUGAAACAACAAUCCUGUGCGCCCGAAUGCAGUUCCCGAACCGGCAGGUCGAGCCCAUGAUAACAGGCAUAGGAGGCUACAACAUGACCCUCGAGUUCACCACGGACUGGUUCCCCUACGUGUUCUUCUUCACACUCGGUCUCACGGGCAAGAACACCACUAGAGCCAACUUGAAGGAAUGGAUCCUUGAGCGACAUCCGGGAGCGUGGUGAAUAAGG